This is a messenger RNA of Effrenium voratum, 1005 nucleotides long. Lineage: Eukaryota; Dinophyceae; Suessiales; Symbiodiniaceae. The record is from the annotation of a GenBank genome assembly.
AGAUUUUUCGGCUCCAACCAGCGAGACCGGCUGAUUCAGUGCUUUGCCAUGACGUGGUGGCCGGAGGGUGAGAAUGGUGAGUUCCACUGGCUGCCUGGGGCGGUGGUCUCACUCCUCGCGCUGGUGUUCUUCCUUCUGGGUCAGGUGUUCACCACCAGAGUGAGCAUCGAUGUGCUGGAGCACUGCAAUCCCGAGGGCCUGAAAGAAUCCUCCAAGAAUGUUUGGACCAACGUGGGCGUGACAUCAGCAUUGGUCUUGACCAUGGUGAUGGCCAUGUUGCAGCUGGAUCCCAUCGAUCCUCGGGGCUUCUCUUUGGAGGCCUACGAGAUUGUCCACCUGCACCAGUGGUAUGGUUGUUUCUGCCUCGCAUCGCUGCUGUGCAAUCUCCUGUGCAUCAUGAGCUGUGUGAUCAACCUGAGCUACGUGGAUCCUCUGUCCGACAUCGACGCCAUCAAGUACUUCCUGCGCCGGAUUGACUCCAUCGGUGAUCCUGUGAUGUUCAUGAUGGAGUCCUUCGUCUUCUUCUUGGCCGCCAUCUGCGUUUGGGUCCUGGGCACCUUCGGCCUGGUCAUGGGCAUCCUGAGCCUGGUCUGUUUGAUCGUCUUCGUCUAUACAGUGGGGAAGCUGUGGCAGAAGAACGCCCUCUUCUCGCCGGACGUCAACAUGGAGUGGACCCAGGACCCCGAGCUGUGGCAGCGCGAGGACAUCAUGAUGGGCCUCAAGAGGAGGAAGAACGACCCGGGGGUGGUCCAUUUCGUGAAGAGGUUUGGCCAGGUGGUCAUGAAGUCCGAACGCGAAGAGGACGGGAAGGAUGGGAAGGAUGCCUAAAAAGAUGCAGGACACGGCGCGCGACGGCGACCUGGUUCAUACCACCAUGUGACAGGUUGAAAUCAAGCCUGUCCAAGAUGGGUGAGCAGGAAGUGAGCGAGCUUGAUUCCUCGAAUAUCCCAAGUAAAGUUUGAAGAUGUUCCCCACCGAUCCCUGGAUCAGACGCCAACGCAGGCA